Molecule: messenger RNA, 1804 nt
Organism: Beta vulgaris subsp. vulgaris (sugar beet)
Lineage: Eukaryota; Viridiplantae; Streptophyta; Magnoliopsida; Caryophyllales; Amaranthaceae
Product: acyl-CoA hydrolase 2
Exons: 17
Coding region: 165-1448 (427 amino acids)
Biological process (GO): fatty acid catabolic process; acyl-CoA metabolic process
Molecular function (GO): fatty acyl-CoA hydrolase activity
Source: RefSeq, a predicted model, not a curated record
ACUGUACAGCCAUACAGUUGAAUUAUUAUAAAAUAUAGUACACGGAUUUCAUUAUUAAAUCCCAUAAUUUUCAUGCGGACAAUAAUUCAUCUUGCUCUUGGUACAACGUUUAUUUUCUUGAUUCAAAAUUAAAAUUUCCCAGAAAAUUUCUAUCAGUGGCAACGAUGAACACUGAAUCAGUGACAGAAUUUUUAGGAGAAGUUCCUCUGCUUCAACGAUUACCCAGUUCAUCUCUCAAGAAAAUUGCUGAGUUUGUUAAAGUCAAGCAUUUUGACAGUGGAGAGUAUGUUAUUCGUAGGGGAGAAAGUGGAGAUGGCGUGUAUUUUAUUUGGGAAGGGGAGGCUGAAGUUUGUGGACAUUCAGAUGAAGAAGUUGGUUCAGAGUUCCUGCUAAAACGCUAUGACUAUUUUGGCAAUGGUGCCCCAACAUCUGAGCAACCUGCAGAUGUGAUUGCAUCAUCCAAGUUGACCUGCUUAGUGCUGCCCUCUGACCACUGUGAUUUGCUGUUUCCAAAAUCAAUUUGGAAUGCUGAUGAAAGACAAGAGGCCUGUGCACCUGUAGAGAGCAUAUUAUAUUUGGAUCCCAUUGAGGUAAACCUAUUUCAAGGGAUCACCUUGCCCGAUGCGCCAAAAUUUGGAAAGGUUUUUGGAGGACAAUUUAUGGGCCAGGCACUGGCUGCAGCUUCAAAAACUGUUGAUUGUCUAAAAAUUGUCCAUCAUAUGCAGGCUUAUUUCCUUCUUGUUGGAGACUAUGAUAUUCCAAUCAUAUAUCAAGUUCACCGCCUCCGUGAUGGGAAAAGCUUCUCCACCAGAAGAGUUGACGCGAUACAAAAAGGAACUGUUGUUUUCACAUUGCUUGCGUCAUUUCAAAAAGAAGACCAUGGGUUUGAACACCAGGAAUCAAUUAUGCCGUUGGUGCCAGCUCCAUAUACGCUACUAUCAAUGGAGGAGCUGCGUGAACGACGCAUUAUCGAUCCUCGACUUCCCAGGACCUACCGCAACAAAGUGGCCACGACAAAGUUUGAUCCUUGGCCCAUAGAGCUACGAUUUUGUGAUCCAAAUACUUCCACUAACCAGACGAAAAGCCCUGCAGAAUUACGGUAUUGGUUCAGAGCGAAAGGAAAUUUAUCGGAGGACCAGGCUUUGCAUAGAUGUGUUGUGGCAUAUGCUUCCGACCUGUUGUUCAUUGAAGUAAGUUCCAACCCUCACCGUAAGAGGGGCCUGAAAAUCAGUGUUUUAAGCUUGAAUCAUACGAUGUGGUUUCAUAGGCCCGUAAAAGCUGACGAUUGGUUGUUAUUUGUGAUGGAGAGUCCAUCCGCCCAUUCUGGACGUGGCUUAGUUGCAGGUCGUAUGUACAAUAGGAGUGGAGAGCUCAUUGUAUCACUGGUUCAAGAAGGUUUACUCAGGGAGGUCAGAAGACCAGGUACGCAGAUCAGAGCAAAAUACUGAAAUUCGCAGCCAGAGAUCUCGCUAUACCGUAUACGUCCUUGCCUGCAACAUUAUCUUGUUGUGAAGUAUAAGAAUGUAAAGAACAGAAGGUCACAACCAUUGGAUUAUUAUUGCUAUUGCUAUUUUUGGUGUUUCAAAUCACACUCUCUUCUCCAAUUUUCUGUAUUCUUCAUUGGUUUGUAUAAUAGCAAAAUAAUUGUGUCAUUGUACAAAGAUAUAUUUCAGCUGUAAGCCUGGAACCAAGAUGACUUCAAUGAUGUCCAUUGUCCAAAAUAAGUUGUCACAUUUUCUGUAAUACUCCUACUACUUCAUUAAGAGAAGAAAAGUAAACUUGCCGAAGCUAAUUUUUAGAGCUA